This is a messenger RNA of Xyrichtys novacula (pearly razorfish), 7374 nucleotides long. The record is from the annotation of a GenBank genome assembly. Lineage: Eukaryota; Metazoa; Chordata; Actinopteri; Labriformes; Labridae.
AUGUUAUCUAGGUUAAGAGCUACCUGGUCCCUGAGGCCCUGCGUCACUGUUUGCAGAUGGGCACACACCAAAGAGAAGGGAAAGCCCCUCAUGCUCAACCCUCGCACCAAUAAAGUAAGUGGAUUACUGUUGUUGUGUGUAUGUGUCAGCAUUUAAAAAGCUUAAACAGAUGGCAGCUUUAUUAACAUGUGUUUUAACAUGUGAGCCCAUUUGUGCUGGAUCUGUGCCAGUUAUGACUGGUUAUAAUGUGGGCUAAUUGGCAUUAGCUUUUUGUGCAUGUGGGCGAAAGAAUUGCUCAUUUGUGCAUGACAAGAUUUCUCUAUUUGUUUUUUUUUACCACGCCUCCUUCAAAGCACUUUGAAAUUUCCCUGUGUUUAGAUUGUACUAACAAACAAACUUAACAUGCCCAACCACACCCGAAACAGAGGUGUGAUUUAUUUGUACUGUAGCAUUGUAAGAAAUUAGGUAAACAAACUGUAAUUAAAAUAAACAACAGUAACAAACCAAUCAAAUUCCUAAACAUUGCUCUUUCAGUUGCUGGUACCUUUACACAACUCAGAAAGUUAAUCUUCCACCCUUGGUAACUGAAAUAGUAAUGUAGUUAAAUACUUGGAAGGCUGGAAGGUGAAUGUCGUGCUUGGUUUACUGUUAGUACAGGUUUAAAUGACAUUUGAAAAUGAAGCUUUGGCUACUUGAGGCGGCAUGAUCUGACUUUGUGAAGGUUACAGCAUACUAAAUUUAGCCUCGACUGUGAAGGCUGCGUUAAAUAUGAGUAUUGUAACCCACAGUAACUGUACACUUGACACAGACCAGCUGGCUGAUAGGACUACUGUAUGUAAAGCAGCUACACUAUCUGCCAUGGUGCUCCUGCUUUGAAUCCUCAGUAUUAUCAUGUCAACUCUUUCCAAGAUCAGAACUCACAUAAGUGCAAAACAUCUUCUGAAAAGUCUUAUAGCAGGCUUUUUAAUGCUUCCCUUCAUGGACAAUAAUGUUGUCUGGUUGUUGUUUUUAUCAAGUUGCUGAAAAUGGGCCUUAAUUAUAAGAUAUCACAAAAAUACAGUGUUCUGACUAUUCAUCAUGACUUGCACUGGCAGACUGCAUCAUCAUGAUGACUCUUAUGACUGAUCAGAAAAGGUCACAGUGUUAGAAACAUGGGUAUUAUGUUACACUGUCAGCAGGAUUGAAUUAAGUAAUUCAAGUACAUUUUGUAAGACAAUUCUCUUUGUGCAUAAAAGGAUGUAUGAACGCAUUAACCUCAACAAUUUUAUGAAUGAGUGUAACAGUACAAUAGAAAGAAAAAUCAAGUUUCUGGAGGUGAAGUUUGUCAUCAGGAAGUUUCAUGAAAAAAUUAUAAAUGAUGAAACCAAAAAAAUAACCCAAACCAAUGCCUAAGAAAGUAUAGAUAUUAAUUAUAUGUAAAUGUUUGAAGCUAUGAAAGUUUUACUCUAUUUUUAAUAGUAUGAAAUGUUUACAUAUUUUCUCUAUGUAUAGAAGAAUGUAGAAGAUGGUGGUAUAUAUUGAUAAAUAAAAUGUAAAAACAAACAGUACAAACAUGAACAUAACAGGAUCGGCUUUUUUUAUAGUAAAGCCAGAGUAGGCUCUUUUUUCAGACUGGUUUAAAUUAUUUAAACAUUUAAAUUUAAUGCUUGAAUAGAAUUCUGAACAACAGCAAACAUUUAAUUUCUUGGUAAAAAAAAAAAAAAAAAAAAGAGAGAGAAAAAAGAAAGCAAAGUUUUGCAGCAUGUUUCUUUAUAUUUAGAGGAACAGAGAAGUGGAGCAGGCAGAAGCGAAACGCUCCAUCAGCAUGACUCAGCAUUAGACCGGGGGAACCACAUCACUCUUACAAAGUAGUCAGACCCUCUCUGAGCCCCAGACAUUAUGGCUUCCAUACGGUGCACCCAUGUUUCAUCCAGAGAUUGGCUCAUAGUAAACCGAUAUACGCAAGAACACGUACUGCAGGAACAUGAAAUCGCCCCCUCCCUCAUCCUCUCUUUUGGGCACGGGGUGUUUUUCUAAAAGUCCUCUUUAUUGGCUUCUUGAAGGCGACUCCCCUCUCCAACCUCUUGCUUCUUUUCUCCAACUACAAAAUGACUUUCACCUGGCGCCCCCCCCUCCCCACUCAGCUCACUCUACCCUCCCCCUAGAAGUCAAUAGGUCAAUCUUGACUCUGCUCUAAAGAGUCAAAGAUGCUGCAAUGUGCCACUCUAGUGACUAUAACUUCCUGACAGUAAGAAUUAACUUCCUGCACUGUUUCUACUGCAGGAAGUGAAUGUCUGGUGCAGAAAUGCUACCUCUUCACAUUUAUCCUGAGACUUUUUUCUUAUUUAAAGAAAAAACAGGAAUUUCAAGUAUGACGCUUAAAUUUGUUUGUAGCCGAGAGUCACGCAUGAAAGAGAACUCUUCUUAAACUUUCAAACCUGGAAAACAUGUGGUUGAUGAAGUGUUAAAGUCAUACUCAUUUUCUAGCCUUCCAGACAGGCGGUAAGGUUAUGAUACCUAAAGAAACCUGCUGCUGGCUUUUCCGCAGCUGAUCUUCUGUUUUCUAAGAGAGGUCGUUUUUCACUCAUUAGUUGCGGUUGGUUGUUUUGUUGCUGUGAUGUGCAUGUGUCAAAUUACCGAAAUUGAACUGUGGCAAAGAUGUUGAAUAGAUGGCAGCCUUGAUUUAAAAUUAAAGGAUUGCAUUUUUUACAGUGAAAAACACAAAAACGUCUAACUUUUUAGACUCUUCUUCAGCCACUGUAGCUUGAGUGAAUUUAGAAAUAAGAAGCUGAGGCAAGUGUCACAUUUUUCUCACUCUUCUCUUGAUCUGCGUGUUUCUCCUCAGGGCAUGGCCUUUUCACUCCAGGAGCGACAGAUUUUAGGGAUACAUGGUCUGUUGCCUCCUAAAGUCGAGACUCAAGACAUUCAGGCCAUGCGUUUUCAGAACAAUCUCAAGAAGAUGACUGAUCCAUUAGAAAAGUAAGGAUGUGUCUUGCUUGAAUUUUGGCUGUGUUGUCAGAAAUUUAUUUCUUUGUAUCGCUUCUGAAAAAUGUUGCUUUUUGUCAUGCAAUAUGUUUUUAUCUACAGACACCUGAAAUUCCCCUUUCCUUCUUUAAGUUUUUCCUCAUUUUUCUCCCAGGUAUGUCUACUUGAUGGGCAUCCAGGAAAGAAAUGAGAGACUCUUUUACAGGGUGUUGAUGGAGGACAUAGAGGAACUGAUGCCCAUUGUCUACACUCCUACUGUAGGCUUGGCCUGCACACAAUAUGGACACAUCUUUAGAAGACCAAAGUAAGAAGAGUCAACUACUUUAAGAAAUAAUAAAAUAAUCUACAAAAAAAGUUUGUGCCCAUCGUCAUGGCCUUGGAUAUAGACUGUAUGUGGUGAAGGCGAUCCACAGUGCAAACGGAGAAAUGGAUAUGAGAACCAAGUUUUAUGAGAUUUGAACUUGAUUUCUACUUGUACUAACCCUAACCCCGAUGUGAACUAGAUUUGAUAUCUGACACAAGUUGUAUUCAAAAAAUGUCCAAGCAGAAAUAUUUGAAGGAUUCCUCUAGAUAAACUACGGAUGCUGGAUACUGAAAAUAAUGUUAAUUAGGUGUUUAUGUACUUUAUUUUCAUAUUUUCUUGCUUGAUUGAAUCAUACCAGGAUGUUUAAGUAGUAAACCAUCAUUGUGUUUCUCACAUACAGAGGCUUGUUCAUCUCGAUACGGGACAAAGGGCACGUAAGAUCCAUCCUGGACAACUGGCCAGAGACUGAUGUUGCAGUGAGUAACCUGAAUCCACUCAAAUAACAGUUUUAGGAAAUAUAUACAGAAUAUUACAGUGUAAAAAAGACCAUUAGAUUUAAUGACAUAGUAACUCUUGUAAAUAGAUUUAUUAGAUACUUCUGUAAGGUCUGCUUUAUUAUUUAAUGUUUAUGUAUGUCUUCUCAUUCUCAAAUUUAGUUUUCUCUCUCUCUUUCUGUAGGCAGUAGUCGUGACUGAUGGAGAGCGUAUUUUAGGAUUAGGGGACCUUGGUGUUUAUGGGAUGGGAAUCCCUGUUGGAAAACUGUGCCUGUACACCGCCUGUGCUGGCAUCCGACCUGAGAAGUGUCUGCCGGUGGUGAUAGAUGUUGGCACAGACAACGAGGUGGGAAAGUUAAGCUUGAGCGAUCUACAUACUUGACUGUGUUUGAGUGAGCGUGCUCUGUGGAAAUCCCAUCACACUUCAUAUGUUUGUCUUUGCCCUUUCAUUAGACUCUCCUCAAGGAUCCACUGUACAUGGGUCUGUAUCAAAAGCGAGAUCGCUCUCAAGCCUACGAUGAUCUGAUUGAUGAGUUCAUGGAGGCUGUGGUAGACAAGUACGGACAGGACACACUGAUCCAGUUCGAGGAUUUUGGGAACCACAACGCUUUCCGCUUCCUACGGCGAUACAGGGAGAAGUACUGCACCUUCAAUGAUGACAUCCAAGGUUUGAAUACAUUCUGCCACUCAGCUCUCAAGAAGAAAUGCCAUUUCACCUGCUUCAUCAAAAUCAAUACUCAUCCCAGCCCUUUUUUCUUUAAACUGUUUUAUUGUGGAAAGAUAAAUGAUGAAAUAGCCUAGAACGUUUCCAUUUCAGUAACCUAUGGUGCUCAUAAGUCACAUAACCAAAAAAGGAAACCCCAGGUUGUUCCAAACACGGUCCCAAACUGUUAGCUUCAAAUAGUGGUUAAUGGACCCUUUAAGGCGGUAGACAUAGAUUUAGAUGUACAGUAUAUGGUUGUUUAUGUCAUGUAGUUAUAGCAGACGCUUCUGUAUAAACUGAUGUUCUUUGUUGAUCUUUCCAGGCACUGCAUCUGUAGCCCUUGCUGGUCUGUUAGCAGCUCAGAGAGCUGUGGGCAAACCCAUCACUGAACACCGAGUACUUUUCCUGGGAGCUGGAGAGGUUAGAAAACAUUCAACUGUUCAAUCAUCAUGAGCCCUCUUGUUUUUUUUUUCCUCCUCUAUGAACCGAAUGAAAAUAUUUCAAGAUCAAAAUAAAAGAUCGGGCAUUUGUAACAGCCUUGCAGCCUAGUGUAUAUUUUAAAUGUUGCUCUGUUUACAUUAUUUUAAUGACCUGAACCUUGAAUUUAAACUCUUAUUUUCUCUGUAGGCCGCUCUUGGCAUUGCCAGUUUGAUUGUCAUGGCCAUGAUGGAGACAGGAAUGACCCAAGCUGAUGCCAGAAAAAAAAUCUGGAUGUACGACAAAUAUGGCUUAAUAGUACAGGUCAGUGUGUGUGUGUGUCAUAGACAUGUACACCAGAGCAUACAAUUCAGUUAAUGUCUGUCUGGACAGGAAGGCAGACAGUCUGCAUUGUCAGUGAAGAGUGGUUUUACUCGCUUUAAUUAGGUUACUGAUGCCAUCAUUGUAAUAUUUGUGAUUACAGGGCAGACCGCAGGAAAUAGACACAAACCAGGAGGUAUUUGCCCACGACAGUCCAGGGGAUAUACAAAGCUUCCUAGAUGCUGUCAACACCAUCAAACCCACUGCUAUUAUUGGUAAGGUAUCUCUUAUUUUCUGUAUUUCUGUUACCCUCAAGCCUAACCGUGUGAUUUAAAGUGUAAAUGAUUUGAGGAAAAGUAGAAAAUGCCUGUCAUGUAUCAUUAAAUUUCUAUUCAAAUAUGAUUGCAUCACGAGUUAAUUCAGGUAAAAAUCGCUCCUAAUCAUCCUGUUCUGACUCAUCUAGUUUUAUUUUAAAGGGCUGUGACAGAUCACAAGCACAAAGUGACCUGCAGUUGUUAUUCUUUCUCCCAGGUGUGGCAGGAGCUGGGCGUCUGUUCACCCACGAUGUCAUUAAAGCCAUGGGAACCCUGAACGAACGACCAAUAAUCUUUGCCCUGAGUAACCCCACCACUAAAGCAGAGUGCACAGCCGAGGACGCGUACACACUCACUGAUGUACGCAGUUCUUCAGUAGUUGAAACUGUUUUGAAAUUACCCCCCCCCCCCCCCCAAUUUUGUCUUCCUUUAAUUUACACAGUAUCUCUUUCACUUCCUCUUGUUCCACAGGGCAGAUGUCUUUUUGCAAGUGGCAGUCCGUUCGGUCCAGUGACAAUGAAAGAUGGGCGUGUCUUCACUCCUGGACAAGGAAACAAUGCUUACAUCUUCCCAGGUGGAAACGCUCAAAUGAAUAUUCGAAAUUUACUGCCAGUUCUUAAAGACAGCUGUUUGCUUCAGGGUGCCAAUUAAUGGAAAUAAAGAGAUAAAUACAGUCUUGUUAAAACGCAUGUUGUUGGUGCAUUUCAGGUGUGGCUCUGGCUGUGAUCUUGAGUGGAGUGAGACACAUCAGUGACACAGUCUUCUUGGAAGCUGCCAAGGUCUGAAGUCAUCAUCACUAAGUAUCUCUCAGUCUUUGUCGUUGAACACUUGAUGAAGAUCAGCUUUACUUCACCCUCACUCCAUCCUGCACUUUUCUUGUUGUCAUGUAUGCGUGUUUGGUCGUGUAAACCCUCUUUAACCCUCUGAUGUCUCCUGUUCUCUUUCUUUCUAGAAUCUGCCAUAACAACUAAUAGAUGAGGAGCUUUUAAAAGGCUAAUCCUGCUUUGCACUUCUUCCAUAUGCGCUCUUUCCUUUUUGACUGCAUUGAUCAACAGGAGUUUUUAUAAAAGAUCACAUCAUAUUUCCUUGCCAGUUCGGUAUUGAUAUGCUUUGCAUGGAGUAGACACUGAUAAUGAAUUUUGGUAAUAUGAGCAGUGUCUGUUUUUGUAUAUCAUUUGAUCAAACACCCUGUUUUCUAAUUGCUUCUCUCUUUUUUCUUAACUAAGAGCAAACAUAUUUAUGACUCUACUCUAGUGUAGAACGUAACAGCAGAGAAAUAUGCUGUUAAUGAAUAAAAUAAGUGUCUACACUUGAAAUUCAUCAUAAGUCUACUUUCUCCUCACAGACCCUAUCAGAGCAACUGACAGACAAAGAGCUGGAAGAAGGCAGACUCUAUCCUCCACUCUCCAACAUCAGAGAGGUCUCUGUCCAGAUGGCUGUCAAGGCAAGUCUCCUGCUGGGAAACUGAUAGCCCCACCUGCUGUAACAGAGUGUUUUGGACACUGUUAAUGUUUGUUCAAAGUUAAAGAGGUGCUGUUAUGCUUUUGUCAUAUUUUGAAAGCACAUGUUAAGUACAUUAUGCAUAAGCAUAAUACCCUCUCUUAGAUAGUUAUUCAAACCUCUCAGACUUAGAUUUUGAUGACAAAGUUUCACUUCCAAUCAAAUUUAAUUUAAGUUUUCUCCUCCUUGCUGCAGGUGGUGGAGUAUGUUUAUGCUAAAGGCAUGGCGUUCCGCUACCCUGAGCCCCUGGACAAGAACAGCUUUGUGCGUGCAACUGCGUGGAACACCAACUAUGACUCCUUCCUGCCAGACACUUACGACUGGCCAGACGUCAGCUUCAACCCCAAGACUAAAUAG